AUGCUGCCGAUUAAUAUCCCACGCCCCUGGAUUCUGGACAUGAAAUCCGGGGAAAUGGAUGAAACCGGUACGCAGAUGCAAGUGACAUCCCUAGUGAGUGUGCAGGGAUCCACCACGGAUCUUCAGCUUGCCGCGUCGGACGACCCUGAUGGACACAUGAAGACAAGGGUUGCUGGUAGCGUCCCAACGUCCAGCUCGCUGGGGGGUUUCUUCAGAUAA
Molecule: messenger RNA, 219 nt
Organism: Penicillium taxi
Lineage: Eukaryota; Fungi; Ascomycota; Eurotiomycetes; Eurotiales; Aspergillaceae
Exons: 1
Coding region: 1-219 (72 amino acids)
Source: RefSeq, a predicted model, not a curated record